AUGGAGAGUGAAGGAACGGAACAACAACUGGAUAAUAGAAAGAGUCGGAAAACUGUAUAUAAUCCGUCACCAGCUUAUUUCAAAAAUGGGAAAACGGUUACUGAAUUGCUUCGCUUAUCACCAGUAACUGUGUUUUUUCUUGGUUUCGUACCACCAGUGGCUGGUGCUUUUGCUGCUAUAAUCAUUGCUUUAAUUUUUCACAAUGAACAAAUUAGCAACUACAAUUGGCAAUGCGGGAGAGCAAGAUUGCCGUCACUUUCACGAAUAAUAAAUUUACCAUUGGAACGAUUAUUUUGGCAAUUUUUGAUGCUUAUACAAACACCGGCUCGAUUCAUUGAAUUAUUCACCGGCUUUUUCCGAUUUGGACGUUUAAUGAAUGUGAAUUGCCGACAUAAACGAUUUUACGAAUUUGCUCGAUAUAUAUAUUUCUAUUCUGGCACUGCAGAAUUAUUCUUUAUGAUUGGUUUAUCACUCCUUGGUGAACGUGAGAAUAUUCAGGUCCAUGUUAUACUUUUCUACAUAUUUGGAUUUUGUGGCAUCAUCUUUUUCAUAGCAAAUCUUAUUUGUCAUCGGCAUUCGUUGUAUUUCCUUCAUCCAUACGGCCGUCUAUCAUAUUAUUUGAAACUUACUUUCUGCACUAUUUAUUUAUUGUCUGUUCCCAUUUUGCUAACAUCUUUCUUAUUGUAUUGGAAAAUCUGUGUUACAGCUGCGUAUGAUGUAUUUGCGAUAUGUGAAUAUGUUGGAGUAUUCUUGAAUAUUGCUUACCAUGGUUGUGCAUUUUAUGAUAUUCGAUAUAAAGCGAUAUUUAGUGUUCGCCUUGUCGAAGUAACACAAUUUUUAGAAAACCAUCCGAAAAGAAUUAUGUGA
Molecule: messenger RNA, 867 nt
Organism: Cercopithifilaria johnstoni
Lineage: Eukaryota; Metazoa; Nematoda; Chromadorea; Rhabditida; Onchocercidae
Source: the annotation of a GenBank genome assembly